AUGACAAGCCAGUGCCACGACUCUUGCAAGUUCCAAGACCCGGUCUAUACGCAGAGCAGAAAGAAUCGAUCCGUACCGGUGUGCCCUGUUUUCCAAGACGCCUACGUAGAUUGUUGCCCUCAGCUUCGGACUACACUGCAAACGACAGGUGUGUGCUUUGCAGAAUGCCAAGCACGUUUUUGUCCGCAGCCUGCCGGCCCGUAUUGCGAACAGCUCCGACGGACUCACAGCAGAAUGAACCUGGACGGCGUCAGCCCGGUUGUUGAUCCAUGGGCGGAUGGGUCAGAUCCUUGGAGCGACAGCUUACGGGCGAGCCAAAGGGUUCCUCGAGGGCCGAACAAGAUGAUGCAGCGCGGAGAGAGCCACGGCAUCAGCGCUCGAGAGGGUCGGCCUGGGGAAGAACAGGAACGGUUGGCAGAGGCCGCAGCAGAUCCCGCACGCCUUCUAAAUGCAGUGCACGAUGCUGAUCCAUGGGCAGAUGGAGCAGAUCCAUGGAGCGACAGCUUGCGGGCGUGCAGGAAUCCGCACACGGCGAGCCCGUCACAUCAGCAAGGCCACGGCGCAGGGGCGAAGAGGGACGCCGUCGAAGAGGCGACGUCGAAGGACCAGUUGUGCCGCUUCUUCACGUUGAAGGGCUUCUGUGCCAAGGGCAGAGACUGCGCGUACGCGCACGGGGAGGAGGAGCAGAUCCAGGAUGCGAAUGCCCAGGCCUCGGCUACGUACAAGUUGAGCUUGUGCCGCUUCUUUACAGUGGACGGCUUCUGCGCCCGAGGCCGCUUCUGCAGCUUUGCGCAUGGAGAUGACGACCUACGGCAGCACGGGCAGGCCCUAGCGUGCAAGACCAACUUCUGCCACACGUUCAUGCGUGAGGGCUUCUGCGCCAAGGGUCGGAAUUGCAGCUUCGCCCAUGGCCCAGAAGAUCUUGGGGCCCAGGAGGCGCUGAAGUACAAGACCAGCCUCUGCCAGCGCCACUUCCAGGAUGGUUUCUGCAGCCUCGGGCCCUUCUGCAAGUUCGCCCACAGCGAAGAGGAGCAGCGUGAGGACGUGACCGACCAGGCUGUGCCACUGAAGUCCCUUCCAUGCCAUCGCUACAGCCAGGGCUUCUGUGCCAAGGGCCGGUUCUGCCGCUUCUCCCAUGACAAGGAGCCCACGGUGGGUCCACCGAACCCAGCACUGUUGCGGGAGCCCCUGAACACACAGCGACUGAGGCGCUGGGGCCGGGUGAAGACCAUGGACAUCACUGAGGCGGCCCUGGAUUGCUCCGACGCCGCCGAGGUCGAAACCCAAACCUCCGGUGACGUGGACGCCCGCAGUUCUAACUCCGAGGCCGACGCGGACUUUGGCGAGGACUCUGGCGACUCGUCCGGCACCGAAGGCAUCGCUGCAGGCCCCGAAGGCUGGGACUCCGAGCAGGUGGCGAAGUGGCUGGCGGAAGCGGAGCAGGGCAAGUUCGCCAGGUAUGUCGAGGUCUUCCGCCAGGAGGAGAUCAAUGGGCAAGCACUUCGCUGCCUUACACCAGCGGAGCUCAAGGAGGACCUGCGCAUUGCCGAGCUGGGAAUCCGGAAGGCCCUCACAGUGGCCAUUCAGAAGCUUUUCGCAUGA
Molecule: messenger RNA, 1602 nt
Organism: Symbiodinium natans
Lineage: Eukaryota; Dinophyceae; Suessiales; Symbiodiniaceae
Source: the annotation of a GenBank genome assembly